CACGGACACGGACACGGACACGCGCGCGGCCGCGCGCACCCCUGCGUGCCACGGAUCACUGGACGGGACCAUGGCGGCACCGGGGAGCGCGGAGGAGGCCGGAGUGCAGCAGGACAGAGUGGUGCCCGCUGAGGAGUGGCUGCAGAAAUGGGCAGCGGGAAAAACGGGAUUCCAUAAGGAGCGAGGGCACCCGCUCCUACAGAAGUAUCUGGAUGUCCUCGUGAACGGCCGCAGCGGACUCAGGAUAUUUUUCCCACUUUGUGGUAAAGCAGUAGAAAUGAAAUGGCUGGCGGACCUGGGGCACCGCGUGGUCGGUGCGGAGAUCAGCGAGCGGGCGCUGCGGGAGUUCUUCAGCAAGCAGGGGCUGCCCUACCGCGAGGAGGCCGUGCCGGGGGUCCCGGGCGCCCGGCUGCUGCAGAGCACGUGUGGGAACAUUUCUCUGUACUGCUGCAGUAUUUAUGACUUGUCCAGUGCAAUUAUUGGCAAGUUUGAUGGGGUCUGGGACAGAGGAGCUCUCGUGGCUGUCAAUCCAUGCGACAGACAGCGCUACGCCAGUUUGAUGAUCUCCCUAAUGGAGAAAAAUUCUUCUUACCUCCUCGUUACCGUUCUGUAUGAUCCAAACAAACACAAAGGCCCACCGUUCUACGUUCCCGAGGGCGAGAUGAGAAGCCUGUUUGGAAACCAGUGUGAAAUUAAGUGUCUUCAAACAGUCGAUGACUUUUCAGACAGACACAGGGACUGGGGACUAGAUUAUUUUCUGGAGGUGCUGUAUAUACUAAAGUUUAAUUAAAAAAAAAAGAUAAAAUUAAUUAAAAUAAUUUCCACCCUUUUUUAAUCUUUAAAACUGGACACAUUUCAGAGCACUCUUAAAGCAGGCUUGGGCAUAUGGAAAAAUGUCCAUGCAGCACUGAUCUUCUGGUGAUUUUGCUUUCAAAAUUAAUGUCUCUUAUGUAACCGCCUCGACUGUUUUGCUUUUUGUAAUCUCCAUGCAUAAACA
Molecule: messenger RNA, 997 nt
Organism: Nothoprocta perdicaria
Lineage: Eukaryota; Metazoa; Chordata; Aves; Tinamiformes; Tinamidae
Gene: TPMT
Product: thiopurine S-methyltransferase
Exons: 9
Coding region: 71-790 (239 amino acids)
Molecular function (GO): thiopurine S-methyltransferase activity
Source: RefSeq, a predicted model, not a curated record